GUCGCCUCCACUAUCCAACAAUCAUGUCUACCCCACUGUUCGUGGAGUGAAUUCACUGGCCCUGCGAUUACGGACGUGUCACGAUCUGUUUCAAGUGCCUUUGGCUCACCUCGAUCGACGGGAUCUUAUCCCAGUAAUGGUUCUAUUAACCUACCAAGAGACCUUGCGUUCCCCGAGCUGGUGCGACGCGUCGUGGCGACUGACGAUAUCGACAAUUAUAAAGUAUUGAUUGUUGGACAUGAGUCUGUCACCCCUCCGAGGGAGUUGCUGCGGGUCGUGAAGAAAAUGGUCAGAGGUUUGACUGGAGAUGGUCGGGCGCAGCUCGAGGACAGAGUUCUGAAAUUUUUGCACACCUGGGUGUCGAUCGGAUUCCUCGAUACUUCCCUUCACCCGGAAGUUCUUCAAUAUGUGAAUCGCCCACCAUUUAGCCAUCGUGACGACGUGAUACAGAUUCAAGCGGCCCUGGCAGAACCGACCCCUCUUCCCGCUACAGAGCACCAGUCCGAAACAACGACUCCCUCUGUGUCCAGCGUUGGUUUGACUGCGUCAAGUAAUCAACAAAGAAUCGAGAGGACCAUUGGCGAAAUGGAGUCGGCAGACCUCCCGGGGCUUGCAAGGGCCCUGUUCGAGAUGGAAACAGACAAUUGGAAAGAUCUUACAAUGUUUCGUGCCGUCAAAUCGCUGACAGCCUGGCGAGACGAUCCAGAUGCGUGGGAUUCUAAGCCAUUCUCCCCCUUGGCAGGAAAGAUACAUGAUUGGGUGAAUGAGGAAUGUCUGGAUGCGAAUCCGGAAGUUCGACAGAAGGCAUUCUGCGCAUUAUACCUUCUGGCAUGUGAAUGUGAGAGGAUGAGAAAUUUUGCAAGCUCUCAGGCUAUUGCCCGCGGUUUAUCUGGAAGAUUCCUUAGGAGAUUCAACCAUAUUCGUGAUCGUGCAGCGAGUGAAGCAGGAGGUCCAGAGAAGCUGAGCGCAGCACUCCAGCGCCUUUUUUCAAAGCCUCCGAAAGAUAUCCAGGUGGCAAUUCCUCCAUUAGACUCUCGAUUACGAGCCCUUCUACCAGCGUUCCGUGCAAUCCGGGAUGAUGGAGGCACGGUAGACUGGGACGCUUGCAAGGAGUUUCAUCGGUCUUUGAAUCUGGAGCUUGGACAGCCCCUCCCCGCCUCUCAGGAACCCAGGGCACCUGAAUUCUGUCAUCAAUUCUUUCGCGAAAGGAUGCACGCAGCAGAAUCGAGCCGCACCAGACACCGGCAUCUAAGUGAAGACCUUUCAGCAGCUGAGGCCCGCGGGAGAGCUUGACAACCGAGAUUUUUUUUUUUUUUUGCUGUGCCUCGUUGCUCUGCCACAGAAUUAUGGUUUCUUGGUUUCAACGGUUCAUGUCUGCUCAACUAUCGAAACUAAGAGAUGUCGU
This is a messenger RNA of Cantharellus anzutake, 1405 nucleotides long. RefSeq lists its product as uncharacterized. NCBI's taxonomy places the organism in Eukaryota, Fungi, Basidiomycota, Agaricomycetes, Cantharellales, Hydnaceae. The transcript is spliced from 5 exons. Gene Ontology annotation, molecular function: guanyl-nucleotide exchange factor activity. Bases 286 to 1293 code for a protein of 335 amino acids. Gene Ontology annotation, biological process: small GTPase-mediated signal transduction. The record is from RefSeq and is a predicted model, not a curated record.